GCUCGGGCCGGAGACCGUGGAGCGGCGUGGCGCUGCCGCUCGGAAGUCGGGAUCCCGGCCGGCACGCGGUGUCCAGGGAAGCCAAAGGAGGUCUGGGCUCGGGCUCGGCGGCAGCUGCUGAAAGAACUCGCGCUUAAGUUUCGAGGAGGCUUUUCGUUUCUUGUUGGGAAGUCCCCUCUUCCCGAGGUGCGGGUGCGGAGGGCUCCCCGGGGUCUGCGGCCGGAGGGAAUGAAGGUGGCCCCCGAACCCGAGCGGCCGCGUCCCACCCCCGUCUGCUCGGAAGGCUUUUUAUUCGUUGUCUCAUUCUCCGCGCUCUUUCCUCCAAUCUGUUUGACUUACUAACUUUUCUCUAAACACCAACUACGGCUCUAAUAAUUUUUUAGUAUUAAAAAAAAAAUCUACCCCCCCUCCCCCGCAAUAAAAAGCAGCCAAGAGAGAGCUUUGUUUUUCUGUCAUUUUUAGAUGCAGCCACUUCCCGCCCUCACCCUCCAAAACCGAGCCAGGGGGAUGAAACGAAAUGAGGGUAAAAUCUAGAAGUCCUUACCGUGUAAAGGCAUCAGAUGCCAGCUCUGAAAAACUCUUCAAUACUGUUAUUGUAAACAAAGAUCCGGAGUUAGCUGUUGGCACGCUCCCGGAACAUGACGGCCAGGAUGCAGGGCCGAUUGUCCCCAAGAUAUCGGGUCUAGAGAGAAGCCAGGAGAAGAGCCAGGACUGUUGCAAAGAGCCGAUCUUUGAGCCCCUGGUGCUUAAAGACCCCUGCCCUCAGGUCCCUCAGCCGCUGCCCCAGCCCCAGGCGGAGCCCCAGCUGCGAGCUCCUUCUCCAGACCCCGACCUGGUGCAGCGCACAGAGGCCCCGCCUCAGCCCCCACGUCCAAGCACACAGCCGCCACAGGCGCCCCCAGAGGCCCAGCUUCAGCCCGCCCCUCAGCCUCCAGUGCAGAGGCCGCCGAGGCCUCAGUCCCCUGCCCAGCUGCUCCAUCAGAGCCUCCCGCCUGUGCAGGCCCACCCCUCGUCCCAGAGCCUCUCCCAGCCAUUGUCCGCCUACAACAGCAGUAGCUUAAGCCUCAACAGCUUAAGUAGCAGAAGCAGCACUCCAGCAAAGACUCAGCCCGCCCCUCCUCACAUCUCUCACCACCCCUCGGCCUCCCCGUUCCCCCUCGCACUGCCCAACCACAGCCCCCUGCACAGCUUCACGCCCACCCUCCAGCCCCCCGCACACUCACAUCACCCCAAUAUGUUUGCCCCUCCCACGGCUUUGCCUCCUCCACCGCCUCUGACUUCAGGGAGUCUGCAGGUCCCCGGACACCCGGCCGGAAGCACUUACUCAGAGCAAGACCUCUUGCGACAGGAACUGAACACACGCUUUCUGGCCUCUCAGAGUGCUGACCGUGGGGCGGCCCUGGGCCCUCCGCCCUACCUGCGGACCGAGUUCCACCAGCACCAGCACCAGCACCAGCACACACACCAGCACACGCACCAGCACACCUUCACGCCGUUCCCCCACGCCAUCCCGCCCACCGCCAUCAUGCCGACUCCAGCACCUCCCAUGGUGCGUACCCCAGGCCGAAAUUUUGACAAAUACCCUACAAAAGUUGACCCAUUCUACCGGCACAGUCUCUUCCAUUCCUACCCUCCUGCAGUAUCGGGCAUCCCCCCUAUGAUUCCACCCACUGGCCCUUUUGGUUCACUACAAGGAGCAUUUCAGCCGAAGGUAAGCAACCUGACUGUGAAAACACACAGGCAUCUUUACAAGCAGAGCCUCAGGCGAGGUGGCCGGGUGGGUUCUACAGCCUCUCGCCUGCCAGUGGCUAAUUUUUCUAAUCCAAAGUGACCAUCGGGAUUAGAGGGAGAGUAUUUUUUUUUCUUUUUUUUUUUUUGCUAGCCCCUUGAGUUUUAAACCUCAGCCCGAAUUUAAUUUUCAAUCUGUACUACCCAUGUAAUCUCAGUUGAGCUAGGAUUUCCUGUAAUCUUUAAGAUACACAGAAGACAUAGAUGUAUUUUUUUUCCACCAGUAUUGUGGACAAAAGCUUCUGGCCAGGAGAUGUACGAAAUGUCAGAUUCGUGUGCACCAACUUGUCCUUGCGGUAUAUAUUAUUAGCA
Messenger RNA from Leptonychotes weddellii (Weddell seal), 2100 nucleotides. The record is from RefSeq and is a predicted model, not a curated record. Lineage: Eukaryota; Metazoa; Chordata; Mammalia; Carnivora; Phocidae.